Molecule: messenger RNA, 11420 nt
Organism: Porites lobata
Lineage: Eukaryota; Metazoa; Cnidaria; Anthozoa; Scleractinia; Poritidae
Source: the annotation of a GenBank genome assembly
CAAAAUAGCCCAGAGGUAACAGGGGGCUAUUUUAGCUUAAAAAUUUAUUAUUCUUUUAUAGAAGUCAUUUUCAAAGCUGGAAAAAUCAAUACAACUACCAAGAACACAGGGCUGUUCGCGUGUGAGAAAAUCACAUUCGCUAAACCUUUCUCUGGUGGAAAGCAAGUGAAAGUGUUUGCUUCGUCUGGACACUCAGUGAUCAGCCAAACCCGUGGUAAUGGUGCUGCUAUUUGGGUGGAAUCAGUAGAUAGAACUCAAUUCCGGGCUUGCAUCUACGAGUACAGCAACGGCUCAAAUACAACUGCUGAGAUAAACUGGAUUGCCCUGCAAUCUGCCCCUCCGGGGGCGCAACUAGGAACCACUUCCUUGGGCUCUUGGACUACCGGGACAGAAUGUAAGAAGGUCUACUUUCCUCAGGUUAGUUUAAUUUUGAAAGGAAUAUGUUCACUGUACAAAGUAACGUGAUUGGUUGCAAAAAGGAAGAAUCCAGAACGGUCAGACAAAGUGGUCUUGCAAGAUGAUCAAAAUAACGAUAUGCAUAAGGUUACUACUCAUUUGGAGAAAAUUUCUAUUAAUUACAGUCUGGAAAUGUAUCAUUUCUUCUAGUUCUCAGAAAGAUGUAUACUAAAAGAGAGUUUUUCCUAUGAUAAAACCAUUGAAUGAACAAGGUCAGUUUGUUAAUGCAUCCUUCUCCCUUUUUCUUUUGCUGUAUUUUGAUUGUUUGUUUUUGGGACGCCCAGUGUUACGGCUAAGUCAUACGCGCAGUUGAAUGUAUUACAGGAGAAGGUAGGAUAAGUUGUUUUGAUUCGCCAAUUAAAAGUUGAUUGUUGGCGUGGCUCCCUGCUAAUCGCACCCGGCCUUUGCCACACAAAUGGAACUUUCAUCUUGCCGUUGAACAGCCAAAUCCGAUUUCGUUUUGCAAUAAAGGACAUUCUUGGAUUCCUGACAGAUGACACUCUAAAAUAAUAUUAUUGUCAAACAUUUUCUUUGGCUCAAACGCAAAGAACAUGUUAAUGCAUACCUCCUUUGAUGUUGAAAAACGUUGUCCUGACCCUUCAUCAUGCAAUUAUUUGUUCAAACGCUGGACGUUGUUCACUUCUGUAGAAUCAUUUUUCUAUCCGACAGAACUUCUUUAACAUUAUAUAACAGACACAUAAUGAUCGAUUUGCAACGCAUUUGAAUAAAGAAAUAUUAAGCACAAAUAAUCUUUUGGUUGACACUACGCUCUAAGUUGAUCGAUUUUUUUUUUUUUUUUUUUUAUGCGUGGAAUAACCUACUAAUCCGUGCAAUUACCAAUUCACGAACUCUCGCAAUGACAAUACGAGCCACAAAGAAAGCGAAAACUCGUGUAACACCUUUCCCUGCCCCCUCCAACCAUAAGACGUUUGCACGGUUAUGUAGGAUUCCAGGGUGUAUUAAACUUAACCAGCCAACCUUUCAACACCAACCCCCACUAUUCCGAAGAGUGAUGUGCUCUUCAUGAAAUACACUUAUACCUACCCAUAUAAUCCGUCAUACACUGACACUUGCAUUCACAUACAACAAGUCUUAAAUAUAAGCAAUGAAACAUUGGCCUUUAUAAUGGUAAAGUUAGUUUCCAAUUGCUAUCUAAUCUAUUAGUUUAUAAAACAAUAACACGGAACGCAUCAAGCAUUGUUUAAAUUGUUGUAAAUUUUCAGUUAAAAUGAACUUAAUUUAGAAAUAUUAAGUUGGCAAAACAAAGAGAUUUGGCAGUCAGUCACCGUGUAUGAUUUAUUAUCUUUGGCGUUUCCUUUGUUAAAGAAUUUGAUAACGUUGUUCUUCAAACGCGGUGUGCGUGCCGGUACCAAACGGAAAUACAUUCUAGCUCUCAUUUUUUUUUUUUGGUCACUUUCCUCUGUCUAGAAUUUUCAGUGCUCUUUUAUUUGUAAUUCAGCAAAAUUUUUCUCCUUAUUUUUAGCACUAUAAUAAUAGUAUAGUAUUAUUAUUAUUAUUAUUAUUGUUAUAGUAAUAUUAUUACUUGUUCAAUUUUAACUAAUCCUUUUUCUUUUUUUUUUCUUUUUCUUUUUUAUUUAAAGCGUUUUUUGACCUCUCCAACUUUACUUGCAACUCCAAGUCACCAGUUUCCUGAGAGACCUCAAGACGCCAUGGCAGUCUGGGUGGAGGAGUUGACCGAAGACAGUUUCAAAAUCUGCCUCAGGGAAGUAAAGAUUUUCGACGGACUUCACAAAGGCAUUGCUAUUGUGAGCUUGAAAUUUUAAAUUGCUUUUCAAAGAUCUUUUAAGAUUUCCAUUCAAUUAUUUUUUCUGCAAUGAGCUGCCCAAAGACGCUUAUUUGCUCUUAAGUUUAUCAUAAUCACAAGAAAAAUGGUCGAAGUUAUCAUAGAUUUGUAAAGUUCUUACGUAUUAAGUUAUAGCAAUAAAUAAAUAUGCCAAAAUUUUAAGUCCAGUUCUUUUUAAUAUGUAAUUUCGAAUUUGGUAAAACAUUGAAGAAAAAAAAUACAUUCCCCAAGCAUAUUUCUGUUACCAUUUACUGCUUUGGAAGUCAGCUGGAACGCUUUCUAGCUUGAACCUUAGUAUAAGUAAUUAAACCAUUUAAUGAGCUAUAUUUUAGUACUCGUUUAAAUGAAUUGAAAUCAGGUUCCUUCUUCCGUAAAACUUUAGUGUUAUGCAGACCGCGGGGAAUAAGGGGCUUUUGCCAGGCUCCAAACUUAAGGCUCAUGCUUAAUGAGUACCAAGCUUAGCAAUCUUCCUAAAACUUGUCUGGAAACAUUUGUCCCCAAUGUCAAAGUGUCCGCUGCCACCGAUUGUUGACAGCCAUAUUUUGCAAAAUUUGGAAUUUUCCCUUUAAUGCGUUUCUUUCUUUUUUUCUAGAUUUUCUGAUUGGCGUAAAUGAUAAAAAAAUUGUUAAAGAGAAAAUUGUAAAAAUGCAAUCAAGGUUUUUGAAGAAAAUUAAUGUACAGAAGUGUUGAGAUAAUUUUCCAAGAAUGUUCAUUUCCCUCUGAAUUUUAUUGCUGGCACAUAUAAGUUUGCUUUCAGAAUAUUCUUCUACACACAAAUAAGCAAAACAAAUACAUUUAACUUGUUCAAAGUCAAUUAAACGGUGAAAAUGUAUUCUUCAAAUAUCCUAAGGGUGUCUAUUUAAGAUCUGGAAUUCAGGUACAGUGUUCAGUUAGUUUUAUUUGAAUUGACAACAAGAUAGACUCUGUAAUAUCGGUAAGGCUUAUCGCUACGAAAUUGUUAGAAAUAUUCUUUAGUGGGACAAGUGUUUUCAGCCUUCCCUUAAUGACACGAUAGUUGAGUUGAAUUCAAACACUCCAUCGACGAAACUGGAUUGAAAUGCUCUCAUUUCUUACAGAUGCAUGCCCGAUUGAAAGUUCCAGUUCCUCCUGUUCAUCAUCCUGUCACUUCUGUUGUUAAGGGCAUUAAUCAGUGUUAGCCUACUUCGCAAUUUAAUCAGACACCUUCCCAUUUAAGUGUUUUCUAUUAUAUUCAAGCUGAAGUCACACUACAUAAUUUUGUCGGUCAGUUUAUCUCAAGAUGUUAGAUAUGUUGAGCACUUUAUUAUGACCAAAUUAUCUGGUCUAGCUAUAUUAUCAUAUGCGGUUUUUGAGUUAUAGGGGGCGUGCUUCUAACUCCCCCCCCCCUUCAGCUUAAUAGCAGACACCUGAUUUAGUAACAUCAUAUGGCAAAAACGGCUUCAAAUUUCUAAAAUAUGAUUUUUUAUUUCAUUGCUACAGAACUGGAUGGCUUAUACAAACCUCAGUAUUGGAAACUUCACAUUAACUGACAGCCUCCUAUUUACGAAUUAUAACUUGUUAUCUCAGCAAGCUAACCACGCCUUUUGCCAGGUACGAAAGUAAAUUGUUAUGUUGGUAAAUGGCCGGAGCACUAAAAUUUAUUUCCAUUAAAAAAUUAGAAGACAGGAUGAUGUUCCUUUUUAACAGAACCAAUAAACAACUAAUCCUUAAGUUGUUCUAAAUAUUCUGCAUUGUGUGUUAAUUCAUGGUCAGGAGUAGUCUGCGAAACAAGUCGAAACUUGCUUGUUUAAGUCUUUUGUUCAUUUUAUUUAUAAUUCUCAUGUUUUGCCAUUUAUCUUGAAUAAAAAAGUUGUUUGUAACAAGCUAUAUCUUUCUUUGACAGCAUAUCAACUUUACAGAUGAAUUCUAUGCUCCUCCUGUGGUGAUAGUGACGGCAAAACGCAUCAAUAACGAUUCGCGUUUGUCUGGAUGUAACGCAAUCACCGCUUGGGUCGAGGUAAAAUUGUUUUACAAACUUGCAGAUAGCAAAAGAUUAAUUUAACGUUGAAUCUUAAUAAAUAUGAUCAAUCCAUGCAGUGAUAAAAGAAAAGAAAUCCCAGAUUGACAAGAAAGACAGAAAGUGUUAGAAAAUCUUUUCACAAAGUUUAACGCCACGCUAGUAUCUGUUAUUAGUGGUUUUCACGUGACGUCAUCAAAAUGAAUACAAAUUCAUCAGUUAUAGAGCAGCAUAACCCAUAUUUUUACAAACUGUCUGUUCGAAAGGGCUCUUUAUAGUUUUGACAGUGAUAAACUACGCUGUUAAUUUUUAACCUUUUACGUGACGCGGCAUUUGAAGGAUCUGGAAGGGCCUAGAAAACUGUGAUUUGGGUUAGAAAAUUGUCUCCUUUUUUUGAGAUUGUGCCAUCCCAAACACAGACAUUUUUGUUGGUUUCUGACCGCUAUAUUGGUGCCCCUCUGAGGAACAACAACAUUAAGUUCUGUAAAUUUGGGGAAAAAAAUUGUAUCAGUAUUUCCGCAUAACAGGAAAUAUCACAAAGGCCUGAGUCUUUGCAAAGGUUUUUUGAAUAUAUUUAUUUAUCUUCUUUCAUUUCCCAGAUUCUGGACUUUCUUUAUCACACAGAAUCGAUUUCCAUUUUUGAUGGAGUGACAGUGAUAACCGGUUCAAAGGAAUUGGAGGAUGAAUAAAAUGUUCAAACCAAAUCAAUUUUUUUUUAGCAGCUACGAGUCCUCUUACUGAUUCCUAAACAUUCAAACAACUUUUUAUAUCUGUGGUUAACCGUGCAGUUUUCGUCAAAGUUUCUCACCACCUUUACGUUUUGAUCGUUUGUUUAGUAGAAUUUUCAACACUGCUUUGGAGUAAUAAUGUUAUUAGCAGUCUCGAUUUUCUACCCUUAGUACACUUCCACCGCAAAAACAGAGAUUUGUGUUCGAGUCUAUGAAACCAAGAGCAAGGAUACCAUAAAAGUCGAUUAUCUGAUUACUGGAGGUAGGUAUAUCACCCAGUAAUCUAAUAAUCGGCCACUAAUGUAUUACUAACCGCUAAUGUAAUUAAAAAAGUUAACCACUAAUGUGGUAACAUUCUAACCUUUAAUGUAAUAAAAAACUUAACCACUAAUGUGAUAACUUUGCGACCAUUCAUGAAACAAACUCAAAGAGAACAGCUAAUUGUUUUUUGGAGAUUAUCAGGAUUUAGAAGAUCAUAUGGUGCACGGCAAAAAAAAAUAAUCAUACGACCUCCUGCUUUGAUGUCAAGUAAUGCCGUUUCAGCGCAAUAAGUCAUGUAGGACUUGUUCCAUACACUUGUCCCCUUUUACUUGAAGAAUUUAAAAUCUACUUCUCUUGAAUUAUUUCUUAGCUAAUUUAGGCUCUAGUUUUAAGACUAAUAUUGUCACUUUGUCUCGUUAACACUAACAGAUCCUUUAGAUAGAAGAUUGGUGUUUAAUUUAUAAGCGUCAGCUCAACAUGAAUUCCCGAUAACAAGAAUGAUAGCAUCGAUCAUUCACCUCACUGUUUUUCUCUUUCUCUCCCUCGCCAUGUUCGGUAAAACUUCGUUGAAAUUAAAGUAAAAGCAAAAAAACAGCAACUACAACAAAACAACAAUCAAGCCCUACUCUAGAUUAAUACUCUUAUAGACCAAAUCCAAAUCUCGGUAUCAGCACUUUCCGUUAGAUAUAUUAUGCACACAAAAUUAAUGAUAAUUAUGCAUCUUUUGUUUUACACAGACCUGGAUCCUUGUAUAGAUGGCGUACACUGUGAUUAUCAUGGUCUAUGCAAAGCUUUUGGACCAUACGAUGCCCGGUGUGUGUGCAUAGACAGUUGCCCAUCUUAUAAAGUGCCUAUCUGUUCUUCUAACGGAACGACGUAUGACAACAAGUGUCUCUUUAAGCAAGAAAUGUGUUUGUUACAGCUGAACUUUACUGUGCAGCAUCCUGGGAGCUGUGAAGGUAUCAGUGAUCUGACGUAACUUAUGGUAUCAAUUGUUAUUUAAUUCAAUCACCCAAAUUAACAACCCCCCAAAAAAGAAACGUCCAAAAGUCUUCACUAUAACAACGUAAAUUCGAUAUCACAUCUUCUGAACCUGUAUCAUCAGUACCCGGCCAGUUGAAAGUCGUUUUAAAGAUAUAAACUGGUUAUUAAAGCGAAGCUGAUCUCUGAACAUAUUUCUAUAGCAAAAGCACAAACGAGGAAUUUCACCGUGACACGAUUUAAUUAAAGCAAAAAAUGCGUCGUUUUAGUAAUAACGCAAAAUGUGAAAAACUGAGGUCAUUUAGUAAGGUGAAUAGUUUAUGACUUAAAAAAAUAUAUAAUCUUGUCUAAAGAGGAGCUCGAGACAAAUCGCCUCAUGAUAACUCGAACUCUCUCAUUCGUUUUUGUUUUUUGUCUUUUGUUUUUUGUUUUUUGAUUUUUUUUACAUUUGCGUUUUUGUACUCCUUUCCAGGGUUCCCAUUUCAGCGUGACCGGCGUCACAUGCCUCAUAUACCUUCCUUGGGAUACUCUCACUGUGAAGUAAUUCGUUUCCGACCAUUUGUGUUCUACCCUGAUAAACCCGUUCAAGUGCAGGUAACUGUCAAUCACAUCGAUACAAGGGACAUGAACUACGUCCACGAUGCUGCUGUGUCGUGGAUUGAAGAUGUGACCUACGAACAAUUCACUGCGUGCGUGAUGGCGGCUGGUUUCAACGAGCGCAGGUCGCGUGCUAAUGUGUCCAUAGACUGGAUAGCUUAUCAGGGAGCCCCAGAAGGUGGGGUCACUGGAGAGGUGCGCAUGUCACAGUGGUGGACUGGAACAACAUGCAAGACAGUGCGUUUUCCUUCAGUAAGCGAUUUUUUUUCCACUUGUCUAAAAUUUGCUUUUACUUUACUUAUUAUUACCUUGGUUUGUUAAAGUUGUUUUUUUUAUUUAAAAUAUUAUAGAUUUAAACCAAAAUAAGUUUUAUUCACAACAUGGCGUGCUUAGAAAAUUUGAUACAUAUAAUGUUUUUCUGUGUGGGUUUAGUUUUCAAAGGAGCCUUCAGUUUUUGUGACUGUUGCCCAUCACCAUGCCGGACUGAAGAGAGACGCCGCCAGUAUUUGGUUGGAGGAUAUCACGCGAUCUUACUUUAAAAUAUGUUUAAGGGAACUGCAAAAUUACGCGGGAUCACAUGAGGACAUCUAUGUCGUAUGUAGUAUACUUCAUUUUUUGCCUUUUUACGUCCUUUUCUCAGUAUUACAUUUGUUGUACGUUGAGUUGUUUCAAAUUAUGUUAUUUCCCAGCGGUGCAGGAAAGCAACAUAAUGUAGUGAAUUUUCUCUUUCUUUUCUUUUUUUUUUCUGUUUUCGUAGAACUGGUUAGCUUUUUCGUCACUUGACAAGCCCAUGUUCUCAGAACACAGCUCAGUUUAUUUUGCAAACUCUCAGAAGCCUGCAGCCUGGAACAAUAACGCAUUCUGCAAGGUCAGUAUAAAUCAUAUCUUGCUUAGCUUUAUUUUAUGAUACGUUUUCACCUUACGUUAAUUUGACGGCUCUUUUCAUCGAUUUUGAAAUUCAUUAUAUGUUCUUUUAUUAGGAUAUUUCCUUUACCAAAUUGUACAAGCAUGCCCCAAGUGUAUUUGUAUCAGCGAAUCACACCUCCAGUGGGGGAGGUCAGGAUCCAAUGCACAACUCCAUAACCGCUUGGGUUGAGGUGAGUCAGUGACUGCUAAAACUUGGAGGUGUGGAACGGUAUCGUGAGCUUGUGAUCCUUGUUGAGCUUUCUUCCAUGACCAAUAACGGUUAUAAUGUGUAGGAAGUGGUUCUGUCAGAUUCAGUAAUAAAAAGACUUGUGCUCAAAAAAUAAUUGAACUAACAUGGCUCCACACUUGUUUUCUUGCAUCUAAAGUUAGGUUUUCCUUAAUUUACGUCAUAGUUCAUUAGUUUACGUCACAUCUCCUUUGUUUCCAGGGGGCUGCAGUGAGAAGACUAAGACUAAUGGAGUGCCAAAAUGGCAGCAACUUUAAAGUUUUAACUCGCAGUAAUAUGUACUUUCAAAUAAUAAUAUUAAUAAUAAUAAUAGUAAUGAUAAUAAUAAUAACAAUAAUAAUAAUAAUGAUAAUAAUAAUGAUGAUGAUGAUGAUAAAUGUUAGGUUAUGGGCAAUUUAAGCAGUUUCAAUGACGUAACGACUAAACGCAUUACUUUAGAAGUAGAUAAAACUGUAUUUUAGGGUAGCAACAGAAGUCAGUAGCAGAUUAUUUUCUGACGAGACUAAGACAUUAUAAUUUAGGAUCGGUGAAUUAAAAAAUGUGCAAAUAUCAUGUGUUUUCUAUUUUUUUUUUUUUUUUAAUUUUUAGUACAUCAAUACAACAGGGGCUCGAGUGUGUACAAAGGAAUUGUACGACUCAAAGUACGACCCUCUUUCCGUAUCAUAUACUGUCUUGUCAGGUAAAGGGCGACAUCUUUACUAGACUAGAAACUAUUUUACAUAGGUACAGCUUACUUAAUAUUAACCAAUGAUAUUAACCUGAAAGACGGUGCCUAAGUGGUCCCAAACUGGUUUAACCCAGCCGCCAUUAAAGCAUAGAUUACAUUGCAAGGGUGGAUUUCUUUCAAGACGCCUCGGUGUGACAAAGUUUUCUUUCUUGCUGUAGUCAUCGAUUUUGAGAAACACCUUUUUUAACUUGAUGCGCAUUAAUUAGUACACUGUAUAUACUGUUAGCAUGAUUUCAUGCAGUUUUUAAGUGUCUCUAGCUCAGAUUAAAGGUAGACACUCACUAUCCGAGAUAAUUGGGUAUCUUAAUCCCACAAAUGUUUCAUCUAUUUCCUAGGUAUUUGCCAGCCAGGUUGGAGCUAUUUUAGUGGGUACUGUUACUUUACAAGUCGCACUUGUGGCUCGUGGCUCACUGCUGUAUCAAACUGUUCUACCAUGAGUUCCAGUUUGGUAACAGUUCCCAACCAAAAUGUAAACGUCUAUAUUCAACACCGUCACAACGGAGAGAGAUCCUGGAUUGGACUCAAUGACCGAAGUGUGGAGGGCUCCUUUGUGUGGACAAACAAAGAAAUAAGUAGUUUUAGGUUCUGGGCCCCACAGCAACCGAACGAUUGGAGAAAUGAAGACUGUGUUCACACUCUUGGAGCCAAGCAUGGUUACACUUGGAAUGAUGUGCCUUGUCAUAACUGCUAUAACUACACUUGUUUUAAAGGUACGAGGCAUAGCAAGAUCAUUAAUAAUUUAUGUCUUAUGAACCCCAGCUAGCAGAUACUGCCCUAAGGCUAUGAUUUAACUGCAUUAAAGAAAGACCUAGCAGAAACAAAUAGAGACCUAUUCAAACCAAUCAGACUGUGGUUUUAGUAUUGAAAACAUUAUCCACCAUUAACCACUAGUUUACCACCAUAAUAUAGAAUGGUAGAUUCCGUUGGAGACUCUCUUUUACCAUUUGCACAAAUCAUUCCCAUUUACCGAAAAAAAAAGAAAGUCCACAAAGCCAGAAAUUGUUAUAAAAGAUAAGUUUGAAUGAACACUUUGGUUUAAGGAAAUAGAAAACGAAAUUCCUUUUUGGACAUUCCGUCCUGAUAAACGUUAAUGAGGUCCCAAUUUUCUUUUCCACUGGAACGAAACGAAACCGAAUUUUCCAGAAACACUUUAAAUUAUAAAUGUUCAACGAACUUGAGCUCAGGCCAAGCUUUGUAAGAUCCUUUUUGCGAGUCACGUUUUUCCCUCAUGUUAUUUUCUCUAAGACUUGACAGUUAUACAAAGGAAAGGAAUUCUUAACUUUUAAGACAGGAAUAAGAGUAAACAGCGUUUAAUCACUUCACUGUGUGUUUUUCCCUUUUAGACUUGGAUGAAUGCACCACUGGUUCCUAUUCAUGUGACAUCAAUUCCGUAUGCCAGAAUAACGCGGGUUCAUACACAUGCUCGUGUAAUGCCGGGUACACAGGAGAUGGAAAAACCUGCAAUGGUAUGUUAGAUAAGAAGUAAACUGAGGCCACGUCCACACGAAUCGAUGCACUUUUGAAACUUCAUAUCUUUUUACCCAGAUUAGUGCAAACGGGGUCUUAAACCAUUCUGAGCGGCUUUAAAAAGAAUAUUCUUAAAAGUAUUCAGUUCGGGUGGACGGGGCCUGGGAAGGCAAGAAAGUCAAAAAACUGGCUGAAGGGUGCAAUUCCUGCGCGGUGUGAAACAAACCCUUAACACUGUCACCUGCUUUGUUUCGAAGAAAAAAAUGAAUACAUUGACCUUAUUUAGCGACCAGGUGCAAACUAUCAGUUAGAUAAUUCAAAAUACUAAUGUUUUUCUGAUUGCCUAUCCUCCAGCUAAUUUUCCAAAACCAGCAACCGUUAACCAAAUUUGGAAGAUAUUUGCAGUUAUUCUCAGAGAUGAGACUUGUAAGGCAUCCUCGGGGGCCCAAGGGUAGUCCGUCGCGCCUUUGUCUUGACUCGAUUGAGAUGCCGGCUACAGGAAUGCGGAAGCGUCCGCAUAUUUUUUAGCGUAUUCGUAUGGACGAGGGCUUAAACCUAUCUGGAACGCGGAUUAAGAAAGAUGUGGCUUCGGUGAGCGGAUUCAUGGGUUUCGUGUAGAGGAAAGGCCGAUUCGUGUAAAAAACAAUCAUAAUGCUCAAAAAACGUAGGCGGUUUCAAAAAUUAAUUCGGAUUUGUGUGGACGUGGCUUGGUAAUGCUGGAGAAAAUGGCGAAGAAAAAAAAGGCCAAACUUCUGCCUUACAGCAAAGCAAAAACAGCAAACAUACCACUCGACCGAUGACAGCUGCUCUUGAAGAUAGAUAUUUUCCGGCUGGACAAAAAAAUGCCCUUAAAUUCUGACGUUUUCAAGGAACAGGCAAAUGUUAUGCAGACGAAACUGUACAUGAAGAGAAGCAUGAUUUAAAGCUUUGAAAUAUCUUCAAUAUGAAUACAAAAUUGUUUGAUUCUGUUUUUGUAUGAUGUGAAGAAUUAUGCAGGGCUUGGGAGGGAUGGGGUAAGAAUACGGGAGAUGAAUGCAAAAACUGUUCACUUAUUGAUCAAAGUUACGCUGAACUACCAUCAGGCAGAUGCAAAAUUUCUUAUCUUUACGCCAAGCUUCACUACAUUUUUCCCAGAUAUCGACGAGUGUUCUACUAACGCCCAUAGCUGUGGCGUCAAUGCGGUGUGUAACAAUACUAUUGGAUCGUACACAUGCGGGUGUAAAACAGGAUACUCAGGAGAUGGAAGAACAUGCACUGGUAAGCCGUUUUGA